ACACUUCACCGAAAGAUGGAGCCUUAUUCUUCUGAGAAACAUUUUUCAAAUUUCACUCUGCAGCUUGGCGUAAAAUAAUCUUGUAAACUUGCUUUGUCCGUGGCCUGCUGUAACAUCUCCCACAUACAUAUGCGGACAUGUAUCUUCUAAAUGCACAAGUGUUAACGUUGGCUGUUCAUGUAAAGCCAUGGAUGAAAAAAACAUCAGCAGGCAGUUUACAAGCCUAGCUAAUGAAGUAGCUAGCAGUAACCCACAUUUCUAAAUAAAGUAAAGUGUUUUUACUUUUUAUAAUUGGCGUCAAAAUGUCUUCGUCUCCAGUGACCACAGUUUUAACUGUGGGUUGUGACGUUUGUGCCACUUGGGAAGACAAAAGUUGAACCCUAACCUCGACUUUCUCAGAGAGCACAACAGAGCCUGUUCUCCAUGAUGUGGAUGUGUAUUGCUGUUUUCCUGCUGUGGGUCAGGACAGGAGGAUGCACAGAGAAGGCCAACACAUCAGACCUAAUUGAAUACACAGCUGCAGACUUCUACGAGAAACUGCAUUCUGGGAAGAUGAUGUUUAUCUAUUUCGAGCAUCAAGUCUCUCCAACCGUCUCUCUCUUCUUGCUGGAGCUGGAGAAGUCUGCUGACGCCCUGCAGGAUUAUGGGGUAUUGGUUGGCAAGGUCAACUGUAAUAAAGAGCUGGUUCAUACAUACUGCACAGAGGAAAGGAUGCUGCACACAGCUUUUCUGUUCAGGGGUGGUAAGGAGUUCUUGGGUUUUGAUUUGGACACCGUGUUUGACGUCAACUCCAUUGUCUCUGAAGUCCUGUUCGCUAUUCUGCGUGAAGAGGUCAAGUAUGUCCACACAGACGCUGACCUCAUGGCCAUGGAGAAGACAGCCAGAGGGAAGAAGGAUAUUGUGCUGGGAUAUGUCCGCAGUCUGGGAACACAAGAGCACAGAUCGAUGAUGGAGACGGCGUAUGUGUACGGAUCCAAAUACCAGUUCAUCCUCAUUACCGGGGGCCCAGUUUUGAAGCAUUUAGGGGUGAAUGAGUUGUCUCACUCGUCUGGAGUGUGGUUCCUCCACUGUAGAGUUCACAGUGGGUUAGUGACCCCGAUGACCUUUGAGCGCUGCCCUUUGACCCGCAUGAGGAAACCCCUGUCCACCCUCAGCCUCCACUCCUUCCUGCAGCUCAUGGAGGCUCCGCUAGUGUCUGAAGUUUACGACGAUCCAUCCUCAGUCCAGGCCCCCCAAUUCCCCUUCCAGCAGACCCCCCAGGUCUUCCUGUUCUCUCGUCCCCCAACCGAGCACCUGGACCUGGACACGGCCACCGCUCUGGCCUGGAGACUCCGUGGCCUUGCCCUGCUGGUGCUCGUACACAGGCAGAAUCCUGCAGUGAAAACCCCCGAUGAAUAUAAUGUUGCUUACAGACUGCCAGAGAAGAGCUCAGAGGUGAAGUAUUUGACCUUACACAACCUUGAUGAGGUGUUGGAGCUCUUCAUAAAUCAAGAGAAAGAGGUGGAGGACGAAGAGGAGGACGAGGACGAGGGGGUGGAGGAUUUGCCUUUUGGCACACUGGACGAUGAAAUUGCUUCGUCUGUCUACGAAAACCGAGGCAACUUACUAGAUAUGGACUCAAUUACCCACUUAACCUCAGACAGCUUCCACGCUGCUGUUGCUGAAAGCAGCCUGACAGUGGCACUCUUCUACCUCAAAUGGGAUGCUGUUUCAAUGGCUUUUCUCAGCUCCUUCAUUGAAGUUGCAGAGCGACUUGCAGAUUCAGAGGUCCAAAUGAGUACGGUCGAUUGUGGAGAGUGGACCGACCUCUGUGCUGCUCAGCCAAGCAGCUCUUUGCAGAUUCCGUUCCAGCCAAUCACGGCGUUCCCCAGCGUCUUGCUGCUGCGCCCCCAGGAGUCAGCCCAGCACUACAGAGGCAUGCUGGGCACUGAGGCGUUACAUCGCUUCAUCAUGCUGAGCCGACCAGCUUCGCCUGUGCUACUGUCCACCCAAGAGGAAGUGAUGUCAUACCUUCAGGAAGUGUCUCACCUUGAGCUCGCGGGCUAUCGGCCUGCCAGAGUGCUGGGACUGUUUAAGACACAAACACAUGCAGGUGUUCGAGUGUUUACUGAAACUGCAAAGUCAUUGAGAGGAGAGGUGCUGACUGGACUGCUGACAGAUGGGCUAGCAGAGAAAUGGGCGGCAGAGCACACCGUGGACCUUCCUGCAGUGUUGGUGUUUCCAUCUUGGAGGACAAACACUCGUCCCUCCAAGCUGCCUGUGUCCACCUCUGCUGAAGAUAUGCUCUCCCACAUUAACACCGCACUACUGCAUCCACUGCCUGAGCUGACGGUGGAUAACCUGCCAUCCUUUCUCUCCCUGGGUAAAGCCCUCCUGCUCCUCUUUGUGGGGAAGGAGGAGGACGAGAUCGGGCGGAGGCAGAACCAGGCGCUGGUGGAGGAGAUGAGAGGAGUGGUGGAGUUGGGAGAGGGGACGAUGGAGCAAUACUUGGCCUGUUGGAUCCACCUUGGCCGUACUCCAGCCGGUAUGUCUGUCCUGGGGUCGUACCUGGGCUCUAUGCCCCCCCUCCCUGCUCUGGUCCUCACCCAUUUGCCCUCUGGAGGUGAAAUCUAUCAGUACCCCCCCAACACCCCCUUAGUGGCCCCCUCUGUCCUGCAGUGGCUGCAGAGGAUCGAGGACGGGACUGAGUCACCAGCAGGGAUGUUGGGUGAGGACAGCUGGCCUCCUGCUGUCGAUUUCUACGACUUCCUGAAAGUCAUGGACAUGCAGGAAUCCGACGCCAGCCUGGAGCAAACUCCUCAAGAGGAAGAGGAGCUGGACGAGGAAGAGGUGAAUGCAAAAGAAGAUGUGGUGUUAGAAGAAGGGACGGAUUCCUCCUCCAGCUCUCCCAACACUCAUUCUGAACUGUAACAGAACAAGACAGGAGGGAAAUGACACUAAACCACUGAUUAAACAUGUUUGUAUAUUGAU
Molecule: messenger RNA, 2970 nt
Organism: Micropterus salmoides (largemouth bass)
Lineage: Eukaryota; Metazoa; Chordata; Actinopteri; Centrarchiformes; Centrarchidae
Gene: txndc16
Product: thioredoxin domain containing 16
Exons: 20
Coding region: 424-2910 (828 amino acids)
Source: RefSeq, a predicted model, not a curated record